This is a messenger RNA of Trachymyrmex septentrionalis, 1565 nucleotides long. RefSeq names its product leucine-rich repeat and immunoglobulin-like domain-containing nogo receptor-interacting protein 1. NCBI's taxonomy places the organism in Eukaryota, Metazoa, Arthropoda, Insecta, Hymenoptera, Formicidae. The transcript has 3 exons. Bases 86 to 1291 code for a protein of 401 amino acids. The record is from RefSeq and is a predicted model, not a curated record. Gene Ontology annotation, molecular function: protein binding.
CACACACGCAUCUCGCCCACAUCGCCUCGCGUGACGUUCUUACCCCGGAUAUGCCGAGGCAUGCGCCGUAAAAAUCCCGGGAUUGAUGUAUCGCAGAGCGCAGAUCUGCAUUUACUACCUGCUAUGCAUAGCAGCAGUGAACUUGACGUAUACCUCCGACUCGGAGAUUACGACGACGAGAAGCCGGGACUGUCCACUAGAAUGUAUUUGCCUUUCUCCGAAACAGGUACUCUGCAAUACAGGCGGCCUCGAGGACAUCCCGGCGCAGCAGUUGCCGGAGAGUGUCGAGGAGUUGUCGCUGACGAAGAACAACUUCCCGGUGAUAAAGGGUGAUGCAUUCGCGGGUCUCCGGAUGCUACGUAAGCUCACCCUGGACGGUAACAACAUCUCCUCCAUACGGCCGUUCGCGUUUCGCGGCUUGAAUCGGCUCCGCGAAUUGUCGAUCCAGCACACCCCGCUGCCGUACAUCGAGAAAUUCUCGUUCGCCGCCCUGCAGAACGUCUCGGUGCUGCUGCUGGCGAACAACAAGAUCCGCUACGUCGAGGGCUACUCGUUCGCCGGCACGUCGAACGUCAACGUGAUCCUGCUGAGCAACAAUCCCCUGCUGACGAUUCGCAGCCACGCGUUCGCCGGUCUCACCAAUGUCAACAACCUCAUCUUCCCGUCCGGCAUCCGCACGAUCGAGCAGGACGCCUUCGACGGCCUCCAGCACGUCGGCCAGCUCAAGCUCAGUUACAUGGACCUGUUCGGGCUGCAGGCCUACACCUUCCGCGGCCUGUCUCACGUGCACUCGAUCUACAUCCAGGAGAGCGAUCUCGGGGUGGUGCAGAGGAAUGCGUUUACCGGCCUCCUUCACGUCGGUCGUCUCAAUGUGCUCAACAACAAAAUCGACCUAAUCGAGCGCUUGUACCUGCGCCACGAAAACUACAUCGAGGUUCUACGUUUCCACGGUAAUCACGUGCUGGAGGCACCGCGUCACGCCAAGGACGUCGUUCUCGAGGUGGACACGGUCAGCGCGAUCGAUAAUCACUUUCCUUGCGAUUGCCAGGCGCACAACGUCCUCGAGAGCGAUUUCGUCCGCGGUAACAGCGUCGAGUUCCAACGCCGUAACUAUUGCAUUUCGCCGUUCGAGUACAACGGCAAGCCCAUGAACGUCGUCGACUUCGACCUCGUCGCGCGAUGCCACGAUAACGUGAUCCAGGACAACUUGGGCUCAGGCGUCGUCGGGGUGUCCCGUUUCUCAGCGCUGCUGCUGAUUGUCUUCCUGUUCUCGACAAAUUUCUUCCGAUGAGCGUACUCGCAACUCUUCCAAUUAUUCGAUUAUCAAUCCGCCGAUUUUCAGACGCUCGAGACGACGAUAAUUGAUUUACGUGCUCUCACGGCUCGAGAAAUCUUUCUUCUUUGCCAUCUUCCUUCUGAGUAUUCAUAAUUCGGUAAAGUUGACGAAGCGAGCGGACGCUUCGUACGAUAUUAUAUCAGAGGAAGGCCGGAUAGUAUCGGACACAUUUUAGGUUUCUUCGAGUUUUUAUUUUUUUGGUACGACAAAAAUAAUUGUAUUAUAUCGG